Messenger RNA from Urocitellus parryii (Arctic ground squirrel), 5100 nucleotides. The record is from RefSeq and is a predicted model, not a curated record. Lineage: Eukaryota; Metazoa; Chordata; Mammalia; Rodentia; Sciuridae.
UUUGUUCUUAGGUAUAUUGACUGAAGUUUAAUGAGAAGAAUCUUGAUCAGCUAAAAUUUGCUGCAAGAAAUGGAAUUAGCUCAUAGCUUACUGCUGAAUGAAGAAGCAUGCAAUCAACUAAGUGAAGUUCAGAARGCUGAGUUUAUUUUUGAGUGGUUGAGAUACUUGGAGAAACUCUUACUAGCAACCAGUAGGAAUGAUGUAAGGGAGAAACAGAAGACUCUUGUUGAACAACUCCUAUCUUUGCUGAAUAGCUCUCCAGGGCCUCCUACUCGAAAACUCCUUGCCAAGAAUMUGGCCAUACUUUAUAGUAUUGGAGACACAUUCUCUGUUUAUGAGACAAUYGAUAAAUGUAAUGAUCUUAUUCGUAGCAAAGAUGAUUCUCCAAGUUAUCUUCCCACCAAACUUGCUGCUGUGGUAUGUUUGGGUUCCUUGUACAAGAAGUUGGGUAGAAUACUGGGUAACACCUUUACUGAUACAGUGGGGAAUAUUCUCAAAGCUAUGAAGAGUGCAGAGUCUCAAGGUCGCUAUGAAAUUAUGCUGAGCCUACAAAAUAUAUUGAAUGGACUUGGUGCUGCUGCUACACCAUGCCACAGGGAUGUUUAUAAAGCUGCUAGAUCCUGCUUAACAGAUAGAUCCAUGGCUGUUCGUUGUGCUGCUGCAAAGUGUCUUCUUGAACUUCAAAAUGAGGCCAUCUUUAUGUGGAGUACUGACCUGGACAGUGUUGCCACACUAUGUUUUAAGUCCUUUGAAGGUUCCAAUUACGAUGUGCGGAUUUCAGUUUCAAAACUGUUGGGCACAAUAUUGGCUAAAGCUAUAAUUUCUAAGCAUCCAGGAACAGCAGCCUUACGUCAAAGCAUUCGCAGAGUGUCUUUGGAAGAAGUUCUGGAAUUACUAGGAACAGGGUUUCUACGUGGGAGUUCAGGAUUUCUUCGAGCCAGUGGAGAUAUGCUGAAAGGAACCAGUUCAGUCAGUAGGGAUGUUCGAGUUGGAGUUACUCAGGCUUACGUGGUAUUUGUUUCAACAUUAGGAGGAACUUGGCUAGAGAAAAAUUUUCCUAUCUUUCUUUCUCACCUCCUAAGCCUUGUGUCACAGUCACACCCUAAAGCUACCCAAACUCAGAUUGAUGCUGUCUGCUGUCGCCGGUGUAUUUCAUUUAUUCUUCGAGCUACGAUAGGAGGCCUUCUUGGAGAAAAGGCUCAAAUUGCUGCGGCAAAGGAUAUCUGCCAGACCAUCUGGAAGCUAAAGAAAGUUAUGGAUGCUGUAUUGAGUGAUGGUAACUUGGAAACCCGACUUGGUUCCACAGAUGUAGCAGCCAGCCAGCAUAUGCUGGUGUGUGCUUUACAAGAACUUGGAAAUCUCAUACACGGUCUUGGCACCACUGCUGCACCUUUGCUGCAAGAUUCAAGUAUAGGCCUUCUCGACAGUGUCAUUUCGGUUAUUCUUCAUCCUAGCAUUUCUGUUCGACUGGCAGCAGCUUGGUGUUUACACUGCAUUGCUGUGGCCUUACCUUCCUACCUAACGCCUCUCUUAGAUCGUUGCGUUGAACGCCUUACUGUACUUAAGUCGUCACCUGAAGCUGUGACUGGCUUUAGUUUUGCUGUGGCAGCUCUGCUGGGAGCAGUGAAACAUUGUCCUCUGGGAAUUCCUCAUGGAAAGGGCAAGAUUAUUAUGACAUUAGCAGAGGAUUUGCUAUGUUCUGCUACUCAAAACAGUCGCCUUUCAGCUCAGCGCACACAAGCUGGAUGGUUGUUGAUUGCUUCUCUGAUGACAUUAGGUUCUGCAGUUGUCAGUCAUCACCUUGCUCGAGUUCUGCUGUUGUGGAAGUGUGUCUUUCCAGCAUCUCCUAAAGAUCUAGAAACAGAAAAGAGCCGAGGAGAUUCAUUUACUUGGCAGGUUACCCUGGAAGGACGCGCUGGUGCACUGAGUGCUAUCAAGAGCUUUGUUUCCUACUGUGGUGAUCUCCUUACUGAGGAAGUAAUUCAGCGUCUUCUUCCACCACUUCCUUGUGCUGUGGAUUUGCUAAUUCAGCUUUCUUCAAUACUAAAAACAUACGGAAAUCCUUUGAAAACACCAUCAGUAGUUUAUAGACAAAGGCUUUAUGAACUGUUAAUUUUGUUACCUCCUGAAACCUAUGAAGGACACCUCUGUGUUAUCCUCAAAGAACUGGCUGCUGACCUUACUGCCCCUGAUAGUCAGGUGGCUGCAUCUACAUUUUUACUUCCACCUCUUUGUCAUCAGGAUGAUCUUUUGAUAUUAAGUCCUUUGCUACAAGAGACUGACCAUAGAUUUAUUGAAGAACAGCUCCUGCUUGGUAAUGGGGGUGCCUGUGGAAGUCUUGAAUAUGACCCUUAUUCUAUUUAUGAGAAGGAUGUAGAGGGAGAUUCUGUGCCUAAGCCCCUGCCUCCUACACUAUCAGUUAUUAGCUCUGCAGCAAAGCUCUUUGGGAUUGUCUGUGCUCAUGUGGGAGAAGCUCAAAGGCUUCUUAUAUUGGAACAGCUUUUGAACAGUAUGAAGCACACAAAAGGAGCUCGUCAACAAGUAGUUCAGUUACAUGUUGUUUCUUCCAUUUCUAAUUUUUUAAAGUAUGUGGCUGGCUCAAAGGGAAGUUUAGGUCCAGAUGAAAUGAGAAGACUUGCCCUAACAUUAGUGAUGGGAGCCCUAGAAAGUCCCAACCCCCUUUUGAGAUGUGCAGCUGCAGAGGCAUGGGCUAGAUUAGCCCAAKUAGUUGAUGAUGGAGCUUUUACUGCUGGAUUAGCUCAAGUUAGCUUUGACAAAUUGAAGUCAGCAAGGGAUGUGGUUACAAGGACUGGACACUCGUUGGCUUUGGGAUCCCUAAAUAGGUAUUUAGGAGGAAUAAGUUCUUCUCAGCACUUAAAUUCUUGCAUUGGGAUCCUUUACACUUUGUCUCAGGACAGCACUUCUCCUGAUGUGCAGACCUGGGCACUGCAUUCUCUAUCAUUGGUAAUUGACUCUGCUGGCCCACUCUUUUAUGUGCAUGUGGAGCCUACCCUUUCUCUCAUUAUAAUGUUGUUGUUAAAUGUGCCUCCCACUCAUGCUGAAGUUCACCAGAGUCUUGGUCGCUGUUUGAAUGCYCUUAUUACCACAUUAGGUCCAGAGCUACAAGGUAACAGUACCUCAGUUUCUGCCUUAAGGACUUCUUGUUUGCUGGGUUGUGCAGUGAUGCAGGAUAACCCAGACUGCCUAGUUCAAGCUCAGGCCAUCUCUUGCCUUCAGCAGCUUCACAUGUUUGCUCCUCGGCAUGUCAACUUGUCUAGCCUGGUUAGCUGCCUCUGUGAGAUCUUGUUGGAUAAUUCUGUGUUGGUGAAUCUUUGUAGUCCCUACUUGUUAUUGAGAAGAGCAGUCCUGGCUUGUUUACGUCAGCUUGUACAGAGAGAAGCAUCUGAAGUUUCAGAACAUGCUGUUAUGUUUGCUAAGGAUAGCAGAGAAAAGUUGACCCCAGAUGCUAACAUUGGAGAAAUGGGCCUUGAAGGGGCAUUAUUGGCCUUACUAGACAAAGAGACAGAUCAGAGAUUGUGCCAUGAUAUCAGAGAGACUUUAAAUCACAUGCUAACAUCUAUGGCGGUGGAAAAACUCUCUCUUUGGUUAAAACUUUGUAAAGAAGUACUUGCUGCAUCAGCUGAUUUUGCAACUAUAACUUGUGUGGAUACGAUGCAAGAGGAAGAAGGUCAUAAGCUUGAUGAUGCCUCAGUCCUGACCACCAGAAGUGAUGAAAAACCCCAUCCUUUUACCAAUCCCCGAUGGGCUACUAGAGUCUUUGCUGCUGAAUGUGUCUGUAGGAUAAUUAACCAGUGUGAGAAUGCAAACAGUGCACAUUUUGACAUUGCUUUAGCACAAGAAAUGAAAAAAAGGGAUUCAAGAAAUGACUUUUUGGUGUUACAUCUUGCUGACUUAAUUCGCAUGGCUUUUAUGGCUGCCACAGAUCACAGUGAUCAACUCCGUCUUUCUGGCCUUGAAACACUAUUAGUUGUUAUUCGGCGAUUUGCAACUAUUCCAGAACCAGAGUUUCCAGGUCAUGUGAUUCUAGAACAGUAUCAAGCCAAUGUAGGAGCAGCACUUAGACCAGCCUUCACUUCAGAGACACCACCCGAUGUGACUGCCAAAGCAUGUCAGGUUUGCAGUGCCUGGAUAGCAAGUGGAGUUGUAAGUGACCUUAGUGAUCUCCGAAGAGUUCAUCAGUUGCUGGUUUCAUCAUUAACAAAAAUACAGGCUGGAAAAGAAGCUCUAAGUCACUUAUAUAAUGAAAGUGCUUCUACCAUGGAGAUCUUAGCUGUUUURAAAGCCUGGGCAGAGGUCUACAUAAUUGCUGUGCAAAGACAUAAAAACAACAAGCAAACUUUGAAAACUACCAGCUAUUCAGAAGAGAGUGUCAGAAAUGGGUCAAAUUCAUCGUAUGGACUGCUUGACUUGGUCUACACAGAUCUUGGCACACUAAGCAGACUCUGGCUUGCUGCACUUCAGGAUUUUGCUCUUUUAACUUUGCCUUCAGAAUUUGCUUCCCAACUUCCUGUUGAUGGUGGUGCUUUCUAUACAGCAGAGACUAGUGAAAAUGCAAAAAUGCAUUAUUACAACUCCUGGGCCCUUAUUCUCCAUGCUACAGCCUUGUGGCUUACAAGCACAGGCUUUGUUGUUGCUGACCCAGAUGAGGGCGCAUCUAAUCUCUCAAGGCCUGUGACACCAACUUCCAUGUGUCAGGAUUCAUCAUCUGGGGCUACAGUAAAGUCCCCUGAGGAUGUCUAUACUGAUAGAUUCCAUCUUAUUUUAGGAAUCAGUGUGGAAUUUCUAUGUUCAUUGCGCUCAGAUGCAACCAUGGAAAGUAUUACUGCAUGUUUACAUGCAUUACAAGCCCUUUUAGAUGUUCCUUGGCCCAGAUCUAAAAUUGGCAGUGAUCAGGAUUUGGGUAUUGAGUUGCUGAAUGUGCUGCACCGAGUAAUUUUAACCAGAGAAUCACCUUCCAUUCAAUUGGCUUCACUUGAAGUGGUAAGGCAGAUUAUCUGUGCUGCUCAAGAACACGUGAAGGAGAAAAGACGAAGCGCAGAAGAUUUGUACUUUGCCAAGAGUAGUGGCACACGCCUAUAA